UUAGUACAUAUAUUCUCUUGUCACGUGUUUGAAAAAAAUUAAAAUGAUUAAUAGAAGAGGAGUAUUAUAGAUAAUAAACACUCAGGCAUAGAACAAAAAAAAAUGUUUAAAAUGUUUUCCCGUUGCGGGAAUCGAACCCGCGACCUUCAGCGCGUCAGUCAGAUGCGCUAACCGCUGCACCACCGAGUCAGUAACGUUUCAUAACUGAUUAGAAAUAAUUCGAUAGAUCGCAGUGUAAAUGGCGCGUUGCGAUAUGCCAAUAUCGAAAAAAUAUGCGACAAUAAAUUUUAAUGCCCUUGUGAUUCUUAAAAGGAUAUAUUUUUUGAUGAUAUUUCCUCAAAUUUAUACUCCCGAUGUUUGAUUUAAAAUCUUUUUAACUUAAGCUAUGAGAGCUUUCGUGUGAUAGCCUAAGCUUAGGGUAAUUUUACGGUAUGACACUAAUGGAUAGUACAAUAUUUUAUUAUAGGAAACUUGUUUUGGGCCAAUUUUGCAAGCUAUAUCUUAAUCUCUAUAAUAAUUGAAGCGAUUGUUUUCACUUGGAAAUGUUCUAUCAGCCCGUAUUAUUUGUUUAUUAGUUCAAAUCGUGACAUAUACGAUGUUAAGUAACAACAUUAACACGUCAAAUUUAUGUACUAACAAAAGUAACUAAUUUCAAAAUCGAUUUCCCCUUAAAACGCUAACCAGGACUCGCCAAUGCAUUCCCGGAGGAAACUUUCGAUAGUUUAAACUCGAAUUACUUUGACAGCCUUAAUCCUUGUCAGAAUCCUAUUCAGGAUUACAGAAAUAAGAAUCUUUACGCCAUACCGGCGAAUCUGAACCACAGACUCCCGGAGUAUAACGAAACUCCCCCAUAUGUACCACCACAUUCGAACAUCCACCCGAUAUCGAGCGAUAAAAGACAUUUGAACUUCAUUCCCUAUUCGAAACCGGUUUUCAAAGAGCAAACCCAACAGAAGCCUUCAGCGUUCACGGUGGACACGAAACCGGUUCAAUCGAGGGUUUUCAACCGACUCUUCCCGGAUAAAGAACCGCCUAAGGUUCCGCCUAGGAAUUUCCACCUGAACCUAACGAAACCGGAGGAGAAACCUCCGCAGAAGUCACUAAAGCCAAACGCCAGGAGCAUCUUCAAGAACUACAAGUCUUGUCCGGUCUCGCCAGUCUCUGAGGAGUGCAAAUGGGCUGAUAAAGUCGCCCAAAACGCCAAAUGCGAAGGAAAAACUCACGAGACUAACUCUUUAGAUCCGAAAAAGAGGAAUUCUUUAAGCUUCUUCAUCGGCAUGGAAGUUAACAGCGGGAAAAGUGUCGUUGAUACAAUUAAAACCAACACAGAGAAAAUGAUAGCAGAAAUUACGGAAAAAUACGGAGAUCUAGAUGAGUUCACUCCCGGCGAUAGGAGUGAUCUGGAUUUGAAACCGACUAGAGGAGAAAGAGACGACGGAAACUUCUCCUCGGACUCGCUGGAAGACUGCAGCUUGAGCCAAGACGCGAGCUGCAAGAACAAAUUGUUUUCGAAGAAAGUCUGUAAAAAACACAAUAAGAAUCAACCCAGACGGGCCGUGUCCGAUUAUGAGAUAUACGGGGCAUACGAGAAACCAGCCGUGCCCGCGAAACCCGCGAAUAUCGGGCAAAAAAGCUCGACUUUGCCAAGAAAUAUGCCGUCAAACCUCGACGAAGCCGAGGAGAACAAUGCUGAAUACAUUUAUAGAUGCCAGAGCGUCUUAACGAAACGCUGCGUGACUAGAUCCAAUGAGUCGGUUUUGAGCGAUAACUCCAAUUGCUCGAGUGUCUCAAAUGAGGUCUUUCUCAAAUACGGAAACGAGGUUGCGUUCCAGCAAGCCAAAUAUGACAGCAGAUACAAUCUGGACGGCUCACAGAAUUGUUCCUACGAAAAUGUCAACGAUGAGUAUUUGGAUCGACACAGACACAGCAGCGCCAGUUUCUUCUUAAACCAGAAGAAGUACAUGAAAUCCAGCUGCAGUCAGGAGUCUAUAUUGUCGGACGAAAUGUAUUUGGACAAUGACAAUCAACUGUCAAGGACGAAUUGUAAUUCGCUUGAAAGUGUCCUGUCUGACGACUCUGAUUGUACCAAGAGCGCUCCACUGGAGAUGCUGUUCGAAGGUGCCAGACCUAAGAGGCCAAUGAAGGGCCAAGCCAUACCCCGCAACAGUAAAAGCUGUUACGAAUUCGACCACGCUUCGAAGAGCUACGGUUGCAGCCCGAAUAAUGCGCCCCAAUUCGGCAGCUACAUGAUCAAUAACUACAUGGAAGUCAGUCCCAAUUACCAAACCCCGAAGAGUCCAAUAGGAAACAUUAGCGUGCCGACCAAUAAAGUUUAUGGAUUCAAUGUGGACGCCGAGAUAUCAGGGCACAAGACGAUAACUAGGUCUAAGAGUCUGUACGAUUCGGGCAGUAAACAACCGCCGGUAGCUAAAAACAUCGCUUACUAUUUCGAUGGUAGUAAUGUCCAGCAGUACACGAAAGAAAAGAAGCCGCCCGAUGAGAUACCGAGGUUGAACAAGUCUGAAUAUAUGUCAAAUAAAACGAAAUCCCUGCAGCCGAAUUUCGCUGAAAAACAAAAAUACAAAAGCGAUUUAUCCGCUUGCGAACAGAAUACUAUGAUCAAAUCGAAGAGUUGCAGCUUCGAAGUGGUUUUAGAGCCGGCUUCCAAACCUAAUCCCCUGAAGAGCUUAAUGGAGAAACGCAAUUCGCACGUUCAGAAGAAUCUGGAGAAAUUCGAGGAGCAGAUUCGCAAAAAUACACAGAGCAAAACGACGAAGAACCAAAUGAACAAAGACAAAGCGAACGGCUCAAAAAAUAACAACGCCACCAAAAGCUUGGAGCGGGGUUCUGGACAGAAAAACAACAGUAAAAUCACUAUGGAAUUCGUGCCCCACAAGCCGCCGAAACCGAUCAAAAGAACCUCGUCAGUUAAAAUGAAUAACAGAUUGAAGGCAGGGCUGGAUAAACAGGGACUAGUCUCUUCCAUAUCGUCGCAGUACAAAGCAAAGUUAGAUGGCCUUCAUAACAAGAACUACAUGGCCCACAAAAGGCAGGAAGACAAGAACUCCAACAACAACAUAGACUCGAGUGAGAACCCCGAGAAAACCAUAGAGGUUUUUGUUAAAGAGAAAGACGUCAAUGAGAAUAAAUCAGAGAUUCAGAUGGACAGUCUAGAAGUUUACAGCCUGCAAAGAAUGAAAGAAGUUAGCAUGGAUUCGCUAGACGUUUUAGAAGAAUUCACAAAAGAUUCAUUAGACUAUUACGCGGAGCAAGACAGUAAAUUUUCCUUCGGAAAAUCUAUAAAAGACCAGAUAAAUUUGAAAAUAGCUAGGAGUGAUCGUGAAGCGCCAUGUCACAGUCGACAGGCGGACGCCAAAGAAAACAUAGCGCCGCCAGACGACGAAAUAAAAAAAUACAAGUACAUCGAAAGAAAACUCGAGAUAAUCAACAAACUAGUUGAAAUGGAAGAGCGGAAGAUACUGCAGGAGAAAAUAUUGAAAGAAUGGCGCAUGAGACCACUGAAAGCUAACAUAAACGACGGUACAGGUGUCGUUAAAGUGUUAUCCAGAAAAUUCGAGAAGUUAGCUACAAAACAAUCAGCUAAUUUCGCUUCGUUAACAUUAGAAGAAGCGGACACGGAUACAGAGAACAGCGAGAACAAGGAAAUUAAACGUAAUCUGAGCUUGCCCGAUAUUUUGGAUACGGACCACAUAAGCUUGGUUACCGCGGAAGGCGUAGACUCCGGUAAAGACAACGAUUCGAUGAACUUCCCUUACGAACAACCAUUAAACAACACAGUACGAACAGAUGCUCCGAAAUCCUUGAAGCAACGGGUUUACAACGAAACGAUAAUACCGAAAACUGACGUUCAUAUAGACAGCGAAAACUAUGAAUCAUCCACGACAAGCUCGAGCUGCACCAACUCCCCAAAAAGACUGUCUUUCUAUGGUUUCAAUAGACCCAAAAUACCGCUACGGAGAAUCUUGCGAGCGCCAACUCCUCGACUCUGUCUAGAAACCAGGGCCUUACCGAUGAGGCCCUUUUUGAAUUCGGGGUGUGGCGUAAGGAAUUCGGUUCUCUUUAAAAAAGUUUCCACACCGGUUAUGCCUGCGAAAUUCACACCUAUGCCAGGUCGGAGUGCAUGUUCAUAACUACUAUUAAUGUUGUGAAUCAUUUUAUUUGCGAUUCUUGGUUUUCUUGAAACUGUGAUGAAUCGUUAAGACUGCUAAAUAUACUUUAGAUUUUAUUUCAUAGCCUUUGUCAAUGUCUCCGUUCGAAAAUUAGAUAUUAACUUUCUGUUGUAUUGCGUAAUGCAAUGCAAAAAUUUGGAGCUACAGAUGUACAUCGAAUUCUUUUAAAGCAAUAUUCGAUAAAUGUCAUCUUUCAUUGUUAUUAACUCACUGCCUCUUCAUGAUUCGUCACAGAAAGCUUUUUGUAAACAUUUUUGUGUAUUUUUAUCCAGCAUGCGUUUUGAAUUAUCUUAGCGUUUUUCAAUAAAAAAUAUUGCAUGAUUUUAACUUAGAAUCGCAUGCCUAUGCAAUGUUGUGUGAGAGCUAUAUUUAUCGACAUAGAACCGAAAAUAUAUAGAAACGGCAUUUCAAAACGAUUUUGUUUAAAAAAAUGGGAAGUGAAAAAUAAUUAAGGAAUUAUUACCGAGGCUUGGGGCUACCUAAUUAUGUUAAAAUUAAUUUGAUUAACUUAAAAUGUGUUCACAUAUUUGAGUCGACUAUUAUCAAAGCCGGCAAUCUGACUUUUGGAUAAUUAUUGGUAAAUCAGAAAAACGAAUUAUUGACUUUGUAUUCCAUUGGCAGUCACAAAACUCUUCGGAACGACAUCUUAGAUAAAUAACAGGUUAACUAUUAACCUUUAUUUAAUGCAGGUUUUGAACCGUAUUCUUUGAAGGAGACGAUUAUAUUCAAAUCAAUCUGUAUUGACAUAUCAAUAACAUUUUUUUUUCCAAAUGCACAGAUUGCCACCUUUGAUAAUAGACGACUCAUUUUAAAGACCUGAGAAUGAACAACCCGAAUCAAAGGUAAUCUGUUAUUGACUAUGCAAAAAUCUAUAAGUAUUAAUUGUAAAUUUGCAAUAAGAAUUUUUUUUGAUGAGACAUCCGACAAAUUCUUUUAUUAUAUGGUAUAUAUACCAGUCACACACACAUACACGCGAAGGAAUAAAACUAAGAAAAAUUAGUUUCGGUGUGCUUAGUGCGAGCUUUUUCAAAUUUGUAUGGAGUUGGAACAGCUUCCCUUCGUUUGCCGCUAGGGGCGCUGUUCCAACUCCAUACAAAAUUGAGUUAACUUUUACGCGAUCGAGAACGUUAAAAAACUCGCACUAAGCAUGCGUGCACCAUAAUAGAAUUAUUAGAGGUGUAACCGAUCUUUUUGAAUAUUUGUCGAAAGUUUGAUUAAAUCAGAAAACGCUUGGCCCUCGUACUCAAGCUAAAAGGGCUAUAGAAAUCACGCGAUAUCGAUUAUCAAAUGUAUCGAUAUAUAGGUUCUCUUAAAUUAGUGUGAGAGGCAGCGACUUCGCUGUGCUGUGCCGGGAUUGCUGACUUCCAUUACCACUCGCUAUCUUCAUUGACUUUUGUUAAGCCUUUGAGCGCGAAACGUCGAUAGACCAAUUCUCUAUUAAUGUGUAUAAAGUACGUAGCGUCGGAAUACCGACUAUUGCGCAGUUUGAUUAUAGUUAUUAGGUAUCGACCUGUACGGACGUGUCUUAGCGACAUUAACGUUUUUAAUAAGUUAAUAUUAAUAUUUAUAAACGACCAUUUAAAAAUUAUUUUGCUGGGAAUUUAGUUUUUAUGUUACUGAUGGUAGGACCUCUUGUGAGUCCGCACGGGUAGGUACCACCACCCUGCCAAUUUCUGUCGUGAAACAGUAAUGCGUUUCGGUUUGAAGGGUGGGGUAGCCGUUGUAACUAUACUGAGACCUUAGAACUUAUAUCUCAAGGUGGGUGGCGGCAUUUACGUAGUAGAUUUCUGUGGGCCCCAGUAACCACUUAACACCAGGUGGGCUGUAAGCUCGUUCACCCAUCUAAACAAUAAAAAAUAUAUAUUAGGUACCUUUUUCCAUACAAUGUCCUUUAGAAAUUUAUGGAAAAUACGUGAAAUUAAGCUGAGCAUUAAAAGGUUUAUUAAUGCACGACUAAACGCUAAUGUUACGACAGCUGGUCGCAACUAUUUGUCGGCAUCGGACCGCGAGGAGGAGGGGACCGGUAUGAGGAGGGCGA
Molecule: messenger RNA, 6228 nt
Organism: Bombyx mori (domestic silkworm)
Lineage: Eukaryota; Metazoa; Arthropoda; Insecta; Lepidoptera; Bombycidae
Exons: 1
Coding region: 1278-4151 (957 amino acids)
Source: RefSeq, a predicted model, not a curated record